UUUCCCUUUGGUUUGGUGUUUGUAUGUGGUUUUGCGCGUGAUUUUUUGGCUAGACGCCGAGAAGAAUGACGUGUGACUUUAAAGGAGGGAAAUUGAGUGCGAGGCACCCAAGUGCUUGUAUUGUUGAGUGAUUUUUCGUAUAAUAAGGAAAACUGGUGCUACUUGUUAUAAUACUACACCUCUCUGCUGGCAGAAGAAGAAGGGAAAAAAAACAAAAUUCGGCCGAGCUCCCGCUGGUGUGUUCUUCUAUUGUCCAUAUACGCGCCUACAUACGUACACGACUAGCGGUGCUGCGCGGCGAUGCUGAUCUGAUUUAUGAUGGAGAACCGCGCCUACGAGGAUGAGCCGAACAAGUCAGCGCAGCAUCUGUACCACAACAGCCAACAGCAGCAUCGCUUCCACCAGCAGCUCAGCCUCAAUCUCAGCCAGCUCGGCCACCACCAUCAGCUGCCACAGUCUCAGGUCCAGCACUCGCGCGCCGAUUCCCGGCCGUGCGAGCAGUUGCGGCGCAGCAGCUACCACAGCCAUCAGUUCGAGCAGCCCCACAGGUUCGAGCCGUACCGGAGCGGAGGAGGAGGAGGACCCAUGGAUAUGCCCGUCCACGGCUCUGACUGCCACGUGUACGAGGACAUCGUCGCCCCGUACGGCCUCGAGCCCGGCGGCGCCGGGGCCUUCCACAGGAACCUCACCCUGCCCCUCAGGCGGACCAGUCAGAGCUGCGAGUCGAUCGAGGGCACCAGCUCGUCCGUCCGGGUGACCAGCAGGGAGCGCACCCGGGGAUCGAUCAUCGAACGGCUCGCCAGGGACGACAGAAAUCGGAGCAGCGCGGAGAACAGCAGUCGGGACGAGAGCCUCGUGAGCGGCAGCAGCGUCGAGCGACCGGCGCGCCGGCGACGCAAGAAGGACUGCAAGCACUGCAAGGUGAAGGCCGGCGCGGGUAACAACAACGCCGAGCCAACCAACCACCGGCAAUUGAGCUGCAGGCAACAAGAGACGGGGGAGGAGGAGGAGGAGGCGUACGAGGAGAGAAACGCCGAGCUGAGGGCGAUCUUUGGCCUACCGGGGCUGUGCGCCCUCGCGCCGGGAUGCCUCAACGGGGGCGUCGUCUACGCCAUCGGCUGCAACGGCACGGAGUGCGCCGGUAGCAUCGUGAGCAGCAGCGGGGGUGGCACGACAAACAGCGACUCGACGACGACGACGGCGCUGGCGGGCUCGACUACGGCCAUGCCGAGGUUCGCCGGCCCGGAGGGUCCCUUCAACGCCGACGACAAGGCCCUGGUAUCAUCGUCUCUCCAAGGCUGCAACAACAAUACGAGUAACAAAGUACUGGCGACGACAGCAACGUCGGGGGCGGUUACAGGCAAUGCUCGAGCUGCCGGCAUGAAGGUGAACUCGAUCUACGCGCAGGAGCACUGGCACGCGGCGGCCAAGGAUCCGCGCAUCUUCCUUAACGACCCCAAGGAGCAAAAUUGCAACUCGGCCUUCCAGUACUGCUGA
Messenger RNA from Copidosoma floridanum, 1497 nucleotides. RefSeq lists its product as uncharacterized. Gene Ontology annotation, cellular component: signaling receptor complex; plasma membrane. Gene Ontology annotation, molecular function: low-density lipoprotein particle receptor activity; protein binding. Lineage: Eukaryota; Metazoa; Arthropoda; Insecta; Hymenoptera; Encyrtidae. The record is from RefSeq and is a predicted model, not a curated record.